AUGGAUAAUUUGACCAACGCACUGGGCAGCGUGCCACAAGUGGUGCAGUGGGCUCUUGCCGGAGUAGGGGCUCUCUACCUCUCGGGCAAGGUCUUGAGUUACCUGCACCUGGUGUUGAACCUUUUCAUUCUGGGUGGCACCAAUCUCAGCAAAUAUGGUAAAAAGGGUAGCUGGGCCGUUGUCACUGGCGCCUCGGACGGCCUCGGCAAAGAGUUUGCCUCGCAACUCGCAGCCAAAGGCUUCAACAUAGUCCUCGUCUCCCGCACCGAAUCAAAGCUCAAGGAACUUGCAAAGGAGCUCGAGGCCAAGAAUGGCAGCCUGAAGACCAAGGUCCUGGCAAUGGACUACGAGCAGGAUAACGACGAAGACUACGAGAAACUUGGCCAACUUCUCACAGGCCUGGAUGUCGCCAUCCUGAUCAACAAUGUCGGCCGCAGCCACUCGAUCCCUGUGCCAUUCCUUCAGACCCCGCGCGAGGAGCUACAGAACAUUGUCACGAUCAACUGCCUCGGCACGCUCAAGACGACCCAGAUUGUGGCUCCCAUUAUGGCCCAGCGCAAGCGGGGUCUCAUUCUCACCAUGGGCUCCUUCGGCGGCUGGAUGCCUACGCCCCUCCUGGCUACCUACAGCGGUAGCAAGGCAUUCCUGCAGCACUGGAGCACCUCGCUCGCCGAGGAGCUUCGCAGCAGCGGCGUUGAUGUCCACCUGGUUCUCAGCUACCUCAUUGUAUCCGCCAUGAGCAAGGUGCGCCGCCCUAGCGCCAUGGUCCCGACGCCGCGGGCUUUCGUGCGCGCGGCCCUGAGCAAGAUUGGAUGCGCGACGCAGAACAUGGCCCACACCUACACACCGUGGUGGAGCCAUGCCAUCAUGCAGUGGUGGGUUGAGAACACGGUCGGCAUCGGUAGCAAGAUCGGACUGCAGGUCAACCUGAAGAUGCACCAGGAUAUUCGCACUCGUGCACUGAAGAAGGCGGAGAGGGAGGCAAAGAAAGCUUAA
This is a messenger RNA of Pyricularia pennisetigena, 996 nucleotides long. RefSeq lists its product as uncharacterized. Gene Ontology annotation, molecular function: ketoreductase activity. Gene Ontology annotation, cellular component: endoplasmic reticulum. The transcript has 2 exons. The coding region runs from base 1 to 996 and encodes 331 amino acids. Gene Ontology annotation, biological process: fatty acid elongation. NCBI's taxonomy places the organism in Eukaryota, Fungi, Ascomycota, Sordariomycetes, Magnaporthales, Pyriculariaceae. The record is from RefSeq and is a predicted model, not a curated record.